UUGGAUAAAUUACAAUAGCAAUCAAGAGUUAAUAUAAUAAAAUACAUUUUCAUUCUUAUCAUUUAGUUACACAAAUUCUAGAACAGCAGCACAACAAACAACUUCAUGGAACAAAUAUUAGAAACUGUUGUUGUAAAUGUAGGUCAGCACUACUGCCGUCCAGUUUGAUGCCAGUGGGACUCUCUCCGUGUUUUUGUGUGUGCAUGUAAGUGGAAACCAGCCCGGUUGGCAGCAUUGUCACGUGGUCUCCCGUAGCAACUGCCCAGUGUCACCGCUUCCACUCCUGCAGAAGUACGGCAGCGACUCCGAUCGGGGAUCAGAUGAGAAUUCGGUGCUCCGUCUCAACUCUGCCGGGUUGCGUUGCCUUCCCGUCGGCCGAGCGCAGGCCGCCGGGGGCCUGCGAGCUGGAAAAUCUGACGGAUCUGAAAGAGACGGAGAGCCAAUGAGCACCAUGAGUCACUUCAACCCGGGGCUUAUUUCAGCCUACAACAGCCUGACAGACAAACACCUCACCGGCUACUUCAGCAGUACUCGCAUCAGGAGACACUUGCAGAGAGCCGGACUGAUCACCAGGAGUGGGCGCAUCGUCCCAGAUAAGGAAUACAAACACAAGCUACUUCAGAGAGCCCACCAAAAACAUGUCCGAGAGUGCCUGGCUCAGGCCAUUUUCCUCAAGGUGAUGGAGAUGGAGCGUCUCCAUCAGAUGGAGAUCAAAAGAAAACUGGAGGAGUUUGCCAGGAGGGAGCGAGUGCACAAGAUGAAGGUGGCACGCACAAAGCGAUUCGAAGACGAUGUCCGAAUGAUGUCGCCGCGCCCGCCCGUGGGUGAGAAGGCUGUCCGAAAACAGCACUCAGGACCUGUGGGCGGUCAUUACGGAUCCUCAGAAUCGCCAUGUUCCUCUCGACCCAACACGGCUCCAGGAAAGAUGCAGCGGCCCGCGCGCUUGAAACCAAUCCACGGCGGCAAUAACAAAUGCGGCUCCCCUCACAGGGUCAACGAGGCUUUCGGUGACAACCACCCGCCGUUCGGCUGCACCACGGACAGAGAGUCCAGGAAGCACGAGUCCAUCCCAUGGGACCCCCCUCCCGGCAUCUCACCUUACCACCUGCCGGUGAUCAACAACUUUGUCACGCCGCUCCCUCCUGCCACCAAGAAGAAAGCCAGGGGGCCUGGCUGCACUCCGGGCGGCACUCCCGGUCUCGGGGCCCGCAGACGAUUGCGCCCCGCCGCGACCAUCGGCGCGGUCGACGCCAAUGAGGAACAGUCCCUCUUGAGGACUUCUGUGCCGCAGAGCAAAGCGCGAGUCACCAUGGUGUAUUUCGGUAAAUCUGUGCACCUCUCCAAUGACGCGGAGGACCUGAGGGAUGAGAUCCAAGUCUUUCAGCAACACUGCGGAGGCGAGAACCUCUGCGUGUAUAAGGGCAAGCUCCGUGAAGGAGAGAUGUUCCAGUUCCUGUCGAGGCGACAUCGAGGUUUCCCCUUUAGCUUGACCUUCUUCCUGAACGGCCUGCAAGCGGAGCGCCUCAGCUCGUGCUGCGAGUUCAAGCACAGGCGAGGCCCCCGACUGGGCGGCAGGCACGGACACUUUGGCUUCAGCACCGUCGAGCGGGCAUCGCCCUGCUACAAGUGCAUCAUCGCAAUGGGGCUGGACAGGAAGCCUGCUCCUCCACCCAAGAAAGUCCAAGAUGCCGGAGGAAGACUCGAGGAGGCCGGGAGCACAUCCCACUCAGGACCCGAGAGCACCUCUCCGCAACAAGACGACAAAAACAGAGAUGAUUAUGACGAGGACUUUGAAGGAGACGACAACGUCGCCGUCGAGGGAUCCAACGAAAAGAAAGCUUCACCUCCGACCGGCGGAACUGACGCGCAGACUAAAGACGAAACUUCAGUGGACUCGGAAGGUGACCACGAAGAAGAAGAUGACACGAGGCCUCGUUCGAGUUCCGUCUCCAGCGAGGAGAGCCACGCGGAGGUUGUCGAAGACUCCACAGAGGACGAGGAGGAAGCAGAAGAAGCCAAGGAAAUCCUUCAAGAGGAAAUCGUGGAGGAGGACGACCACGUGAAUCCGGAAGAAGCCGCGGUUGGCGUGUCGAGCACAAAUGUGGAUGUCUCCGCCGCUAGUGGGAAAGAACAGAGCCGGGAGAAGACAGAGGGCCCCGAGGCAGAAGAUGAGAGCAAGUCGGAGGAGCCGGCGAGGGCCAAAUCUGUGCAGGAAAAGCUUGCCGAAGCCAUCCCGAAGGAGUCUCAGUGCAGCUUUGAGCCAGAGCUGAGCGAGACCAAUACCGAAGAGGAGAAGCUGCCGUCCGCAGACCAAGGCCAGGAGCUAAAAAAAGAUGAAGCAGUUCUGGUGGAAUCUCAAGUCGACGAAGCGUCCGAGCCAAAAGAAGAUGCCGAAGCAGGACGAGAAGAACCCCGUGAGGACUCUGACGACCUUAAAGAUGAGAUGGGAGACCGCGUCGAGGCAACGGAGCAGGAGGCAGUGAAAGAAGCCAAAGAUGGAGGUGAUUCCGAGGAGAAAAUGAAGGAAGGCGACGGGACUUUGGAGUCUCAGGACGAUGCUUCAGCUAUCUCCGUCGAAAAGAAAAUCGCAGAUGCUGACUCAGAGGUGAAGCCAACCGGAGAGACGACAGAGACGCGGGCAGAGGAGACUGCCGGAGGGUCAGAAUUCGAAGCAACGCCAGAGGACUCGAGCCGCUUGCCGGAGGCAACGGUUUCGAAAGGAGACAACGUCAAGGACGAGGGCGGCAGAGUGCAAGAGGACGAAGACGCAUCGGCUGAUAUUCAGGCCGCGAGCGAAGGACGAGACGAUCCCGCGGUCAAAAGUGAGGAACGCGGUCACAAAGAGGAAGAAGAAACAAAGCCGCGUGAGAAACCGGGUGAGGCGAACGAGGAAAGUGAACGGGACAGAAGUCAAACUGAGGAAAGCCCAAAUAUGGAAAACACUCCAGAGGAUCCAAAAGACGAGACACAAACCAACCAAGGCGAAGCGGUGGCAACCCUCGAUCAAGAUGAGCCUGAUGAAUCGGAAAAAACGGAGACAAAAAACGAGACCGCGGAGGCCAAAAAAGCAAACGAAGAAAAGGCCGGCGAAGUUCACGAAACAAACGCUGACGAUGGAGAAAUUGCGAUCGGGAAAGACGAGAAGGAAACCGAAGAAAGUAAAGAUGGGACAGGCGAAGACGAUGUCGUGAUUACUGCUCAAAGGGAAGAAGAUGAAGAAAUUAAAAAAGCCAUCGUGGAGGAAAGUCAAGCUGAAGAAAGUCAAGCUGAAGAAAGUAUCGUGCCCGAAAGUGAAGAAACCAACCAAGCAACUACAGGUAACGAGGAAGAAAGUAAAGUGACGGGAAAAGUUGAGAAUGUAGCCGAAGAAAUUGAAGAUUGGACGACUCAAGAUGACAAAGAGAAAAUUGUUACUUCCGAGGUCCAGGAAGGAGAAGAACUGGACAAAGCAACCGCUGAUAACGAGGAAGAAACUGAAGCAGCAACCGAAGACGAAAACAAAGUUGAAGAAAGAAAAAAUGUGACAGACAACGACGAAGAACAGAAAACAGUUGACGCUCAGAUCGAGGAAGGUGACGAAAUAAGCAAAUCGACCACCGAUGAUAAAAAAGAAAGAGCAGUGACGGAGAAAGACGACGCGGGGAAAGAUGCGACCGACUUGACGGUGCGUUCCUACGACGGCGAAGAAAUCAAAAAGGCAACUCCGGACGACGUGGAGGAAAGUCACGCGAGACACAAAGAUGGGAACGAAGCGGAGCGAAGUCACGAUGUGACGGGUCCAGACGACGACAAAGAGAUCGUUCCUGCUGAGACAGAGACAGGUGGCCAAAUCAACAAAUCAACCGUCGAUAAUACGGAGCAAAGUGAACGAGAAGAUCCGAACAAAGCACAAGAAGGCACAAAUGCAACAGUUAACCCCGAAGGGGAGAAGGUUGUCAACUCCGACACGGAAGAACGACGAGUAUCACCGAAGGACGCUCAGGAAGCGGAGAAAACGUCAGAAGAGCAAAGUGAGGACCAAAAAAUUGUUCCGACGCAGAAUGUUGGUGUCUUUCGAGAAGCAAAUACGACGAGCGCGACGGGAGAGACGACGGCGGACAAAGUUCGGAUCAUCGAAAAAGGUCAACGGAGUCAAGUGGACGCUGAAAACGGGGAAACGUCCACUCAAGAAGAAAGCGGCUCUCCCGAGGACAAACGUGGGGGCAAUUUAUCGGAGCAAAGUGAAAAAGGACGAGAGCCUGACGAAGAGUCCGCGGAACGCAAACUUUUGGACGUCAAGUUGGAAAAAAACGAAAAAGUCCCUAAGGUAGAAGGUGGUUCCGAGAUAGAGCGUAACAAAAACGACUCCGAAACCGGAGCGCCGAGAGUUGACGCAAUCCGGGAGCUCGUCUCCGAUGAUUCAAAAAGAAACAUACAAGACGUCGAGGUCGAGAAAGAAACUCCGAAAAACAAGGCCGGUCCGUCAUCCGUAGUCGGUGCGGCGCUUGAAACAUUCCCCAAAGAGAAACAGUCUUCCAAAUGUCCGAGCCAAAAUGAGUUGAAGCUGCCGGGGGCUGAGGCUGGGACAGAGGAGGCCGGCAAAGCCUCGGAGGAAAGCGCAAGCGCCAUUUUCCAAACCCGAAAACAGUCAAAUAGUCAAUCGGUCAACCAGCUCCCGCAUGGGGAACGUCCAGAGGCGCUGGCAAGAGCAAGUAGCGCAGAGCUCGUCACCAACUGGUUAACCACACAUCAAGCGUCCAAGUUCUUUGAAACUUUUGUUGAACCUCUGGAAGACCUCAGGGAGUCCGACGUGGGUGGCGCCGAGGAGACCAGACAAUCCUCCGAGCUUCUGAAAAUUGUUGAGACGUCCCCUGAGGAGGUUGCAGCCAUGGCAGCGGAAGUGGGUCACACCAAAGGUGAAGCUCAGUCGUACCCCGAGCGAAAUCCCACGAAAGACGACCGGGAGGUGUCCGAUGACGACGUGGAGGAUGACGUGAAACCGCUCCGACUAAACACCGAGAAUGAAACGAAGCUCAUAGCCAAAGACGAGCGUAAAGGAUCACUUGCGGAAGACAAGGCUGAAUCAACAGACGGCUGGAGAGCGGCGAGCACGCCAGGAAUCAAAAAUGAGACUGCGGAGCAAAUCGUUGAAAAUGUGGCCCGCUUGGAUGUCGAGCCCACGGCAACCCAAGGCGUGAACGGCUCGCCGGAAAACGAAACGCAUCCUGCGCUCGAGAAAGUCGAAGAGCCGACAUCUCCGGAUGGAAAGAUGCACAAAGAAGAGCUAACCGGGCUUGGCCAUUUCCAAACGUCCAGUUCAGACAUCGGAAGUCACGUGGAUGUCGAGGACAAAGCGUCCGUCAACCGGAGAACGCGGCUGACGGACGAUAUUGUCAGUCAAGACCGCUUGAGCGUGUGGUCAUUGAACAAAAUGCCUUUGGGUCCAAGUUCUUAUCCUUUAUUGGCAUCUUCCAGAACCGAGAGUGGACAUUAGCCAGCAUGUUGGUCUGCAGUUUUCGACUGGAAACAUUUCCCGCCAGGGGUGUUAUUUAAUCAAGUGGCUACUUUGUGCGCGCUUGCAGACAUUGACUGAUUCACAUAUGGCCAUGAUCCUUAUCGCAAAGGUCGUCUUUUUUUUUUUUUUUUAAAGGCGAUGAUUGCCAAGUGGUUCUUAGGAAUCACUGCGUAUAUUAUCAGUGGUUCUCAAAACCUCGGGGGAAAUAUUUUGGUAAAUGUUCAACAAAUAAAUGAUUCCCAUGGCAUUUCAGGGUGCACUUUAUUAGAAGUGUGGUGCUCAAGACCACAAUAUCUGGCACCACAUGACUUGCUCGAGACCAGAACUCACCGAAACCACGGCCUGACAAAGUCUUUUUGAAAGUAGAAACCGAAUCGAGACCAACACUGAGAAAAUUAAGACAAAACCAAGACAAUAGUAACAUCGACAAGAACAAAAAAAAAACAUAACAAGGUUGAAAAAUUAACGAGCAUUCUCGCUUGAAUUUUCUUUACAAUGUUUGAGUGCUUCUAGUCAUGGUCACGGCAAUGAAGUUGAAGAAAAGCAGAUCUCUUCUCAAACAGGCUUGGUUCAUUAUCGAGUGAAAUGGUCUCUUACCUGCAAGCGGAUCCUCCUGCUCACGUACAACCCUCACAAAAUGAAUAAUUGACAGCGACCGGUCUCCCAGGACUUCGCUGCUUGGGUGACGUUCCCCCAAUGAAACACGAAGUUCGUUCGCGUUCUUCUGUAGAGUAUGGCUUGAUGAGCAGCGCUCAUGUUACGUCAUUGUUUCUUCUCAUUAAAAUGAUGAAAACGGUUUCAACACUAGCCUCUAUUUACUCCUACAUGGAUUAUUUAUUUGCCUUACUCACCUCCAGUGCGGCUUUGCGUGGCUUCGUUCCUCUUGUCAGUGUUUUGGCCAUUGACGAAUUAAAAAGUGUGACAAAUAAAGUUGCUUGUGUUCAUUUCGUAUGCCCUCCCACACCCUCUAAACACAUUGAAAGCUUUUAAAAAAAAACAUUUAAGCUUGUUAAAACACACAUUUUAUUGCAUAACGGCUCUCGCUGUCAAAAAAAAAAAAAAAGAUAAAACUACAUAAUACAGUAUAUCAAGCUAUAAAACGAUCUGUCUCUUCUUCUGUGCAGUUAAAACCGCACCUUUUCCAAUAGAGCUCAGUGCUGCCCAGAAUGUUGUGGCAUAACAUGGUACUACACUAAAAGUGCACAACUAAAUCCCAUUUAAAAAUUCGCUUACAAUUCGACAAAUAAAUAUAAUAAAUGUACCCAUCACAGAUUUUACUGAUUAUGAUUUAAAAAAAGAGCAACAUGAUAAACAGUUAAAAGGUAAGGCUCA
This is a messenger RNA of Hippocampus comes (tiger tail seahorse), 6826 nucleotides long. It is a transcript of the gene erich3, whose product is annotated as glutamate-rich 3. NCBI's taxonomy places the organism in Eukaryota, Metazoa, Chordata, Actinopteri, Syngnathiformes, Syngnathidae. The coding region runs from base 443 to 5473 and encodes 1676 amino acids. The record is from RefSeq and is a predicted model, not a curated record. The transcript has 13 exons.